Molecule: messenger RNA, 657 nt
Organism: Mycena indigotica
Lineage: Eukaryota; Fungi; Basidiomycota; Agaricomycetes; Agaricales; Mycenaceae
Product: Phosphoribosylglycinamide formyltransferase
Exons: 3
Coding region: 25-657 (210 amino acids)
Biological process (GO): 'de novo' IMP biosynthetic process
Cellular component (GO): cytoplasm
Molecular function (GO): phosphoribosylglycinamide formyltransferase activity
Source: RefSeq, a predicted model, not a curated record
CUCUCUCCCAUCGUUAUCAACUUUAUGGUCCACAAGCGCGUCGUGGUUCUCAUCUCAGGCUCAGGCACAAACCUCCAGGCGCUAAUCGAUGCCCAAAACACCCCUGCCCUCCCAAAUGCUCAGAUAGUCCUCGUCUUCUCCAAUCGCAAAGCCGCGUAUGGUCUUACAAGGGCAUCACAAGCGCAAAUACCAACAGGCUAUCUGGCACUGCAGCCUUAUUUAAAAGCCAACCCAGGCAAAACGCGCGAUGAUUACGACGCAAAAGUUGCCAAACAAGUGUUGGAAGCCGACCCGAACGUGGUUGUUCUCGCGGGCUGGAUGCAUGUCUUUGGCGACGGUUUUCUCUCACUCAUGGGCACUAUACCCGUCAUCAACCUCCAUCCAGCGUUGCCGGGCGCGUUUGAUGGCACUAACGCUAUUGAACGGGCCUACGACGCGUUUCAGCGAGGUGAAAUCGAGCAUUCUGGUGCUAUGGUACAUCGGGUGGUCAAAGAUGUUGAUCGCGGAGAGCCGCUGGUGGUGAAGAACGUGCCGAUCGAAAAGGGAGAGUCGCUGGACGAUUUUGCAGCACGGUUGCAUUCGGUGGAGUGGGAGAUUAUUGUGCAGGCGACGAGAGAAGUGGUGGAUGAGGCUGACUUUAGACUUGAUGACAAUUAG